AUUAAAUUAUAAAAUGUUGUAAAGAUGCCUGCAAUUAGCAAAGUCAGCCUAAUUUUCACAGAUUGUGAAAUCUUACACUAGUUUAGCAUAACAUAAAUGGUUAGAUUAUGAUGAAACUCACAAGGUAUUAUAAUUAUUAUGAAGUAAUCUCUCCAAACUCAUAAAAGCAGAGCUGAAGAAUUUAUUCAUAAAAUUCCAGUAAUUGAAGUAGAUUCUGAUGUAGUCAGAUGUUUGGUAAUUAAAUGAACUAUUUUUUAAGGGUGGUACUCAUAUUAAUGCAGGACAUCCUCAAGUUUAUAUUAAAUUGGAUACUAGAACAGAAGGAACUACUUAAACUUGCAAAUAUUGUGGUUUAUAGUAUGUUAAGAAAGGACAUGGAUCACAUCAUCAUUGAUCAUCAAUCAAAAUAUCAUAAUAAAUCAUUAAUAUAAUAUAUGAG
Messenger RNA from Paramecium sonneborni, 439 nucleotides. The record is from the annotation of a GenBank genome assembly. Lineage: Eukaryota; Ciliophora; Oligohymenophorea; Peniculida; Parameciidae.